Entrophospora candida is the source of this 1041-nucleotide messenger RNA. The record is from the annotation of a GenBank genome assembly. NCBI's taxonomy places the organism in Eukaryota, Fungi, Glomeromycota, Glomeromycetes, Entrophosporales, Entrophosporaceae.
AUGAACGGAAGAAAAGAAUCUAGAAUGAUUAGUGAAGGAGAAAGAGUUGCAAUAAUUGGAUCAGGAAAUUGGGGAACGGUAAUUGCCAGAAUAGUAGGGGACAAUGUAAAGAGACAUAAAGGAUUUGAUUCACAAGUUAGAAUGUGGGUAUAUGAAGAGAUAAUCCAAGGCAGAAAAUUGACAGAGAUAAUUAAUGAAGAUCACGUGAAUGUUAAAUAUCUUCCUGAUUAUAAAAUUCCUGAAAAUGUAGUAGCAAAACCCGAAUUAUUGGACACAAUUGAUAAUGCUACGGUUUUAAUCUUUGUGAUUCCUCAUCAGGCAAAUAUUGAAUUAUUUUUAGUACAUCCUAAAGCCAAGGCAAUAACUUUAAUCAAAGGAUUUGACGUAUCAGAAACCGGUAUUCUGCCAGUAUCAGAGACAAUUAAAGACAAACUUUGUAUACCAGUUUGUACGUUGAGUGGAGCCAAUAUUGCUAAUGAAAUAGCUGCACAGAAUUUUUCAGAGACAACAAUUGGGUGUUCCGUUCUUGAGGAAGGGCAACUAUUUCAAAAAAUAUUUGAAACAGAUUAUUUUCGAGUUGGUAUAAUUGAGGAUGUUACCGGUGUGGAAUUAUGUGGAGCAUUGAAAAAUGUUAUCGCGAUAGGAGCAGGAAUAGUUGAUGGAUUGAAAAUGGGCGAGAAUGCAAAGGCGGCGAUAAUUAGAGUGGGAUUUUUGGAGAUGAAGAAGUUUAUUCAAAUGUUUUAUCAUGGUGUUAAAGAAGAAACGUUUUUUGAGAGUUGUGGAAUUGCCGAUGUGAUUGCUACUUGUUAUGGAGGCAGGAAUAGGAAAGUUGCUGAGGCUCAUGUUUUAACUGGGAAGUCAUUCGAAGAAUUAGAAAAUGAAUUGUUGAAUGGACAAAAAUUACAAGGAACUUUGACUGCAAAAGAAUUAUACAUGGUAUUGAGUCGUAAAAAAUUGGAAAGCGAAUUUAAAUUAUUUACCACAAUUUAUCGAAUCGCUUAUGAAAAUUUACCUCCUGAAAAAAUUGUUCAGGAUAUUUAA